GACCAUUUUGAAGUAUCGUUCUCGGUUGUUGUCAUUUUUAAGUUUUUAAUUAUUUUAUAGAAACUAUGGGAUUAGCGACAGUAAUUGAAAAUGAAGCACAUUUCCAAUCUGAAAUGGCUAAUGCUGGAACAAAGCUUGUGGUCGUGGACUUCACAGCAUCUUGGUGUGGGCCAUGCCAACGAAUUGCACCGAUUUUCGAACAAUUACCAGCGAAGUUCCCGAGAGCAGUUUUUCUGAAAGUUGAUGUGGAUAGAUGCGCUGAGACCGCUAGUGCCCAAGGCAUAAGUGCUAUGCCUACCUUCGUAUUUUACAGAAACAGAACGAAAAUUGAUAGACUACAGGGCGCAGACCCAACAUCUCUAGAAAAUAAAGUUAGACAAUAUUAUGGUUCUGAUGAUGCAGGUGAAGAGGACGGUGCUGUUGCUGGUCAUAUGGAUUUGAUGACGUUUAUUACUAAAAGCGAGUGUGAAUGCCUGAAUGAAGCUGAUAACCACCCAUUGGCCCAAGCUCUCACCAGUGGGGGAGGGUAUCUUGCUAGUGACUGCGAUGAACAACUCAUCAUUAAUAUUGCCUUCAAUCAGUUGGUAAAACUGCACUCUUUAAAAAUCAAGGGGCCUGCUGAUAAAGGACCUAAAACUGUGAAACUAUUCAUCAAUCAGCCAAGAACACUAGACUUUGACCAAGCAUCUGGGAACACAUCUGUGCAAGAUUUGGAGUUCACUCCAAGUGACUUGGAGGGCAAUCCUGUACAACUGAGGUAUGUGAAAUUCCAAAAUGUGCAAAACAUUCAACUGUUCAUUAAGGACAACCAGUCGGGCGGGGAAGUAACACAGAUUAAUCAUCUGGCAUUCUACGGUUCUCCAAUAUCUACAACCAACAUGGGAGAAUUUAAGCGUGUUGCAGGAAAGAAAGGAGAAAGCCACUAAUUGGCUUGUACCAUUUUACUAACUAGACUGUUCUGCCUUGGCAAUUACAAUAACACCAGCAGUAAAAGAAACUUAAGAGACAUGCACUUGCAAAUAUAAACUUUAGUACAUCUUUAAACAUAGAAAGCAUAAAGAAACAUAACUUUGUGGUGCUACAGGAUAUAUUUAUGAGCGUAUGAGACUAUUAAGUACAAAUAUAUUGUGAAGCUGGAGAUCACACAGCAUUUUAUUUUAUAAAGACGAUAUGGAAUUUCUUAACAUUUUCCAAACUGUGUCAAAUAGUAUAAAAAUAUGUAUUUGUAUGUUGAAUUAUUCACAUCUUUUAUACCUAUGUGUAAUUUUAUUAUUAUUUACUUAUAUUUAUAAGCAUAAAGGUCCAUUCCAAAGGCCAGUUUGUGAAAUGAAAUCCUGGUAUGAAAUUUGUAUAUUCAAUAAAUAAAAGGCAAUAAUGGCAGU
Molecule: messenger RNA, 1382 nt
Organism: Diatraea saccharalis (sugarcane borer)
Lineage: Eukaryota; Metazoa; Arthropoda; Insecta; Lepidoptera; Crambidae
Source: the annotation of a GenBank genome assembly